Molecule: messenger RNA, 3030 nt
Organism: Penicillium pulvis
Lineage: Eukaryota; Fungi; Ascomycota; Eurotiomycetes; Eurotiales; Aspergillaceae
Product: formin-binding protein HOF1
Exons: 5
Coding region: 1-3030 (1009 amino acids)
Biological process (GO): cytoskeleton organization
Cellular component (GO): plasma membrane; cell division site; cytoplasm
Molecular function (GO): protein binding
Source: RefSeq, a predicted model, not a curated record
AUGCCUGGCACAGUGGCAGAGGGACCGACGGUCUCCAUGUCCUUUGCCAACAACUUCUGGGGUAAAGACGAUGCGGGCCUCCAACCUAUGCUUGAUCGCAUGCAUGGAUCGAAAACUACGAGUGAUGAAUUGAAAGCCUUUUACAACGUUCGAGCCGCAAUUGAAGAUGAAUAUGCACGAAAAUUACAAGCCCUCUGUCGCAAACCAUUUGGAACAUGCGAGUCCGGAUCCCUCCGCAUGUCGCUUGAUGUGGUCCGCGGAGAGACGGAGGCCAUUGCAAAGGCACACGCAGCAAUUGCUGGUCAGAUGAAAACUGAACUUGAGGAGCCACUGGGCGCUUUCGCCAGUGGAUUGAAGGAACGACGGAAGAUCAUUCAAAAUGGCAUCGAGCGCCUGCACAAGACUAAAAUGCAACAAACACACGUCGUCAACAAGGCUCGUGACCGUUUUGAACAAAAUUGCCUGCAAAUUAAGGGUUAUCUGGCACAAGGUCAUAUGGUUAUGGGCCAGGAGGAGCGCAAGAACAAGUCUAAGCUUGAAAAAACUCAGAUCCAGAUGGCUUCAAACAGCCAGGAGUACGAGGCAGCAGUCAAGGUCCUCGAGGACACCACUGGACGCUGGAACAAGGAAUGGAAGGCAGCCUGUGAUAAGUUCCAAGACCUGGAAGAGGAGCGCUUGGAUUUCACUAAGAGCAGUCUAUGGACCUAUGCCAACAUCGCAUCUACUGUUUGCGUCAGCGAUGAUGCCUCCUGCGAGAAAAUCCGGUUGUCUCUGGAGAACUGCGAGGUAGAGAAGGACAUUUUCAGUUUCAUCCAGGAACGAGGAACCGGUCAAGAGAUUCCGGACCCCCCUCGCUUCAUUAACUUCUGCAAAGAAGAAGAAGAUACAGUAUCUGAAGUCGACUCUGGGGAGGGUUACUCCGUGGCGCAAUUCCAGCGAACCAUGAACCCUGCAUUCCGGACGUCUUCACCACAGCCGUCGACUUACGAGUCCCAUCACGAUCCAGAGUCCGAGCUUGCAGCUCAAUUAGGCCACCCCGCCCCUCCUGCGGCUAGUGUGCCACAGCAAGCUCCCCAGAGUAUGAUGCAAGAACCCCCCGUCCAACGUAUGCCACAGCAGGCGCCGCCACAAAGCAUUCAGCCAGAGCCACCUCUCCAGCGUAUGCCUCAGCAGCCUCCUCCUCAAAGCAUUCAGCAAGAACGACCUCUUCAGCGCAUGCCCCAGCAGCCGCUGCCUCAGAGCAUCCAGCAAGAACCACUUAUCCAGCGGAUGCCUCAACAGCAACCACCUCCCCAAAACAUGCAGCCGGAAUCACCCCUUCAGCGCCUGCCCCCGCAGCAAUCACCCAUGUAUGCCAUGCCCCAGCAGCCUGCUCCACUUGACCUUCGUCGUGGUGGACAGCCGCCACCAAACUACAAUCCUGAGCAGCACGGUGCUAUCAAUGCUGUACCGCACAAUGCAUACCCUACUGACGGCAUGACCAUGUUCUGUCGUACCGGCCCACCUUCAGAGCGCAGCUCGGCUGCCAGCCCAUACAGACCAUCCAGUCGGGAUUCUCAAAGCGAUGUGUCGAAUCCCACAUCCAUGUCCAGUGUCGAAGCCGCCCCGGCUCCAGUUCAGAAAGCGGCACCACCACUUCCCAGUGUCAUGAAGUUGCAAUCCUCUCCAAAGCCCAUCAACAACGCGCCACCAGCAGGUGCUCAGGAUGACAAGAGCUCCAAGAAGAAGAGCGCAUUCUUUAGUAACAGUCCGUUCCGCCGAAAGAGCCGUCACGAUAAGGAGAGACCGGCUAUCGCUGCUACAUCCACUUCGCGGAGCCCCUGGAGCUCGCCCACUAAGCAAUCCACCCCAACCAAGACCGCGUCACCAGCGGCCAUGCAACCCGAACGUCCCUCUGGCAGUCCCGAGCCUGUCGAUCCUCGGGCCAACUUCCAGCUUAAUGUUGGCAACAACGUUUUUGAUGUCGCUUCACCUGACAAGAAUGCUUCUAAGACAGGAUCCCAGGCGGCGACUGCAAAUGAAGAUGAUUCGGAUCCUAUUGCCCGCGCUCUGGCAGACCUGAAGACAACCGGUGGUAAACAGCCUAGCCUGCGCGUAUCGGCCGAUCGUUACCAUGGAAUUUCAACCCCAACUCCUUCAGCACCUUCCUCUACGUAUGGCGGAAACAACGCUGCUGCUGCGCCACCUGCAUAUGACCCUAACGUGAAGCGACUCGGCGCCCCCGAGCCGGCAUUCACGGCAAAGCAGAUGCAAAAGACGACUCAACGCUACACCGGCCAGACUGCAAGCAUGCUUCGAGGUGGAAGCAACAACCCGGCCAUGGCGCCCAGGGAGACGGCGAAACCUCAGGAGGCACCUCGGGCGAGGUCGCCUGCUCCAAGGCGCAGUGCUAGCCCCCAGGUUUCUCCCCGGGUCGACCCUCGCACAGGAUACGGUGGUGGUGGUAAUAGCCCAAGUCCAAGCACUUAUCAAUCCGGCAGCGCUCGUAGCCGCUACAGUGCGUCGCCGACUCCGCGCCGAGCACAAGAACAACCACCAUACUCUCCGAACGAUUACGCUCGAAGGGCGGCUUCCCCGGCUGCUUCGUCGCACCGUGCCGUUUCUCCUCAGCCCCAGUUCAGACAGCAGGUCCGUCCAUCCAGCGCUGGGGGCAUGGAGCUGCAGCUCUCUGCUGGUCAAGAAGACAUGUACGGAAGCGGCAGCCAAUAUGGUGGCUCUACUCGAGGCGAUGGUCGUCCCCGGUCAUACUACGGUGGAAACAACGGUGCCCCGCCUGUCGGUCGCUCCAGAAGCCGCACUGUUGCUGUUGCCGAUCCCGGCCGAAAGUUCAGCCGCGAUGGGCGUCCAAUCCUGCAUUUCGCUCGGUCAAUGUACACUUACACUCCCGCAAUCCCUGAGGAGCUCGGCUUCUCUAAGGGUGAUGUCCUGUCUGUCAUUCGUCUUCAGGAUGAUGGGUGGUGGGAAGCCGAAGUCACCAAUGGCCGUGGGCACCCUGGCUUGGUUCCGAGCAACUACCUGCAGAUCAUCUAG